This is a messenger RNA of Hypanus sabinus (Atlantic stingray), 2538 nucleotides long. RefSeq names its product vasohibin 1 (gene vash1). The record is from RefSeq and is a predicted model, not a curated record. Bases 347 to 1405 code for a protein of 352 amino acids. Gene Ontology annotation, cellular component: cytoplasm. Gene Ontology annotation, biological process: regulation of angiogenesis. The transcript is spliced from 7 exons. NCBI's taxonomy places the organism in Eukaryota, Metazoa, Chordata, Chondrichthyes, Myliobatiformes, Dasyatidae.
GUUGCCGGGUGGAUACAAUGGGCCAGUAGUGAUAGGCAUGGAGGGGCUUUGCAUCUUUCGCUCACCCGCUCCCUUAGAUUUGUAAUUGAACCACUAGCUUCUGUGGCAUUUUAUAAAAAUUGCUUGGCCUAGUCGAGUGACCUUUAAAUUGUUUUAAGCUAUUUUGUAAGGAAUAUUUCAAUGACAGUAUUUUUAAAACUCUUUUCUGGGCAACUUCUUUUUUGGUUUACUUAAUUUUAUACAAUUUAGUACCGUUGCACUGAAUCAUGAUAGUCUUCUGUUGUAAGGCUAUUAUUUAAAUAAGUGAAGGUUAGACAGUAUUUUUCUUACGCUUCAAUUUGUAACCAUGCCCGGGGGAAACGGAGAUGGUUCCUUUGUUAGGCGGAGGUCAGCCAGUGUGGGUCCUGUCAGCGUGGAAAGACAUUCAGUGAGAGAAGUGGAUCAGGAUGAAGACGGUGACGAGGAAUUCCACGACGGAGUCCCUUUCUAUAUAAACCGAGGGGGGCUCCCUGUCAAUGAGGCCACCUGGGAUAGGAUGUGGAAGCACGUCGCUAAGAUCCACCCCGAAGGAGAGAAGAUGGUGCAAAGAAUUCGAGGCAUGCCUUACCUACCCAAGAUUCCGAUACCAUGUGUGCCUACAUUUCAGCUGUCCACGCUUGUUCCUGACCGCCUGGAAGCCAUACAGAGAUACACCAGGGAGUUGCAGUACAAUCACACUGGGACCCAGUUCUUUGAGAUUAAGAAGAAUCGACCUCUAACUGGCCUAAUGGAUCUUGCACGGGAAAUGAUUCGGGAAUCUCUGCCAAUAAAGUGCUUGGAAGCUGUGAUACUCGGGAUUUACCUCACCAACAGUAUGCCGGAUGUAGAGAGGUUCCCCAUCAGUUUCAAAACGCAGUUCUCAGGGAAUUACUUCCGUCACAUAGUGCUGGGGAUCCACUAUGCUGGCCGCUUCGGCACGCUGGGCAUGAGCCGGCGUGAGGAGCUCAUGUUCAAGCCUCCCGUGAGCCGGACCUUGCUUGACCUGGUGCUGGAGUUCGAGGAGUCCUACAGAAAGUGCUGGCACACGCUGAAGAAAGUGAAGAUCGGGCAGUAUGUGUCCCACGACCCGCACAGCGUGGAGCAGAUAGAGUGGCAGCACUCUGUGAUCGACGUGGAGAGACUGAGCCGUGAGCAGCUACGCAGGGAACUGGAGCGUCACACCCGCGACAUGCGGCUGAAGGUUGUGAAGGGAACAACUGUGCCCUCGUCUCCAACCCGUGAGAGGAAGAAAGACACCUCAUCGCCCCAGCGGAGCCAGUCAAGCCCUCAUCGCAGGAACGGCCGCAGCGAGAGACGGUCUUCAGGAGAGAAGAAGUCCACAGAGCAGAAGAACCUCAAUGACGUGGGUUAUCAGAUCCGUGUGUGAGCGCCCUGCUGUGGGACCGGACCGGUGUGGCCGGACUGCAGUGAUUUCCACCAUCUCGUGGAAGGCACCUGGUGUGCAUGGAACUUCAGUGGACACGCGCAGAGGAUGCCGUACAGUAUUUCAUAGUAGCAGUUAUCAGUAUUAUAUCAAUUGUAACUUUUUUUAGAUUUUUAUUUUAUUUUCUAACUUUCAAAGAAAUGCUGUACAGUCAGUGUGAUGGAAGCUCUUCAGUAAGGCUGUGAGUCACGGGAUGGCAAUUUUUAUUGGCAGUCAUCCCUUUUCUGUGUGAGCAUUUGAGAUCCUCACUUGGCCAGUGCUGAUAUUGUAGCCUCUCCAGCAGGUCCAGGGAAUGCUGAGACUUACACAGGCUAGGAAGGUCCCGAACCCGUACACAGCUUUAGCUGAUUGGAACUGGGGCAUUGUCGGUAUGCUACGAUUACAAUUAAGGUUUGAUUUCAAUGAUCAAUGUCCAGUGAAGGCUUGGUUGAAAUCAAUAUCCAGCUGUAAUGUUCAGUGGAAAAUUCAUCAGAGAAUCACUGCAGGCCAUGUGGUGCUGAUCCUUUAACAUACUCUAAGGUCAAUCUACUCCCACACAACCCUCCAUUUAUUUAUGACCCAUGUGCCUAUUAAAUGUCCCUAAUGUAUCUGCCUCUCCCACCACCCAUGGGAGUGUGUUCCAUGCACCCAUCACUCCCUCUUUUUUAAAAAAAAAACACACCUACCUCUGACAUUUUCUACCUAUACAUCCUCCAAUCACUUCAAAGUUAUGCCCCUAGUUUGCAGGUGACGUUUGAAUUAUGGCCACUGGUCGAUGCCCACACAGACUGUGUUUGUGUACAACACAUUGUUUCUGUGUUUAAAUUAGCAUUGGAACAAGACGGAUGCCUGAAAUUCGCAUUGCCCUGCCAAGCCUCUCAUGGGUGAGCAGGCACCAGUACCUGCACGAUGAGGUGACCUGACUGCCUGCAAUCUUCCCCCCACAACUGUCCACAUUGCAGGAACAUUUCAGAAGACAUCUUUAUUCCCGAUCCCAGUUUAACUUGAGAGACUGCACUGCAUUUCUUUUGAGAAACAUGUAUUUAAUUUGGGUAUAUUUAAAGCAGAUGUUGAUAGUUCGCUGAUUAGUGAGGGCA